Molecule: messenger RNA, 1338 nt
Organism: Monoraphidium neglectum
Lineage: Eukaryota; Viridiplantae; Chlorophyta; Chlorophyceae; Sphaeropleales; Selenastraceae
Product: chlorophyll(ide) b reductase
Exons: 6
Coding region: 1-1338 (445 amino acids)
Biological process (GO): PSII associated light-harvesting complex II catabolic process; chlorophyll catabolic process
Molecular function (GO): chlorophyll(ide) b reductase activity
Source: RefSeq, a predicted model, not a curated record
AUGGUGGUAUUCUCAUCCCUGGCCCUUGCCACAACCACCAGCAUGGCCGGCCUCGCCUACCCCCUCUGGGCCCCCGCCGCCGCCGGCGCCUGCCUCGGCGGCGCCUUCGCCGCCCUCCACCGCCACGCCGCCGUGCGCCUCUGGCGCCCGCCGUCCGGCCCGCUGCGCCUCGUCGUCACCGGCGGCACGCGCGGCCUCGGCAAGGCGCUCGCGCGCCAGGCGCUGCUGGCUGGUGACGCCGUCCUCGUGACAGGCCGCUCGCGCCGCGGCGCCGAGGCGGCCGCCGAGGGGCUCAGGCGCGAGGUGGAGGCGCUUAAUGAGAUGGCGCGCGCCGCGCCGGGCGGCGGGAAGGGGGCCGGCGGCGCGGGCGCGGGCGUGGGGCCGCCGCGGGUGUUUGGGGUGGAGUGCGACGUGUCGGACCCUGAGCAGGUGCGCGCCCUGGGGGAGGCGUCAUCCCGGCUGCUGGGCGGCCCCGUGGACGCGUGGGUGGUCAAUGCGGGUCAGAGCGGCAGCUUCAAGGCCUUCCUGGAGGCGGACGACGACGCCCUGGAGCAGGUCGUGCGCACCAACCUGCUAGGCGCCCUGCUGUGCGCGCGCGAGGCGGCGCGGCGCCUGUCGCGGCAGCCUGACGGCGGCCACAUCUUCCUGAUGGACGGCGCGGGUUCCGACGGUGGCGCGACGCCCUACUACGCAGCCUAUGGCGCCACCAAGGCCGCCCUCCCGCAGCUGGCCCUCACCCUGCGGCGCGAGCUCGGCGCGGCCGCCUCCCAGCGCCACAACGCCGGCGCCCGGCAGCAGUCGCGGCAGCUGCGGGAGGGCGGCGACGACGGUCAGCAGCAGCAACAGGAGCAGCAAGAGGAGCAGCAGCAGCAGCAGGAGCAGCAGGAGCGGCACCCCGUGGGCGUCCACGUGCUGUCCCCCGGGAUGAUGAUCACUGACCUGCUGCUCGAGAACGCCAGCCACGCCAACAAGCAGGUGUUCAACAUCCUCUGCGAGCACCCAGAGACCGUCGCCGCCUUCCUGGUGCCCCGCCUCCGCACCGCCGUCGCCCGCGGCCAGGGCGGCAGCUACACGCGCUACCUAACGCCGGCGGCGGCGGCCUGGCGCUUCCUGACCGCCCCCGCGCGCGUCGGGCGCUUUUUCGACGGAGAGGGGCGGCCCGUGUACGCGCCCGAGGGCGAGAGGAUCCUCGGCCGCGGCGCGCGCGCGACGCGGCGCGCGCAGGCCGCGGCGGCGGCGAGGGGCGGCGCGCUGCGGGCGGCGUACUCGCUGAGCGUGCUGGUCGCGGCGGCCGGCGUCGUAGCGGCCGACGCUGUGGCAAAGGCGGCCGGCCAGUGA